Molecule: messenger RNA, 3342 nt
Organism: Trypanosoma grayi
Lineage: Eukaryota; Euglenozoa; Kinetoplastea; Trypanosomatida; Trypanosomatidae
Product: putative kinesin
Exons: 1
Coding region: 1-3342 (1113 amino acids)
Biological process (GO): microtubule-based movement
Molecular function (GO): ATP binding; microtubule motor activity; microtubule binding
Source: RefSeq, a predicted model, not a curated record
AUGGCUGAUCAGGUUGUGGCGGGAGCAGCGGUCCAUGAGGGCGCAGCGGAAAGUGCUGCCAAGACGUCGAUGUGUGGAACAGGUGAAGAGAACAGUGCACCGAGGAAGUCGAUGGCUAAGGCUUCCCGCGGCAGCAAGGAGGAUGGACACGAUCACCUCAACCGGUGUCUUGUAUACUGCAGGCUGCGCCCAACAAAUAAGACUGACUACAAGGAUGGAAGCUUCCAGCUGGUUACAGUGGAGAAUAAUUCUGUUGUUGUGAAGGAUGAGCGUCAUUACAACUACGACGGGGCGUUUGAUGAGUAUAGUACACAGGAGCAAAUAUUCGAUGCUGUUGUGGUACCGUGCGUCACUCACGCACUCGAAGGCUUUUGCUCCGCGCUGAUGUGCUAUGGUCAGACCGGCACCGGCAAGACGUAUACCAUGUGCAAUAACACGCCGGGGAACGAGGGUAUCAUCCCGCGUGUGGCGAAGUUUCUCUUCGAUAAGGUGCAGUCAGACACAACCCGCCGCUAUGAGAUCAUUGGGCAGUUUGUGCAGAUCUACCGUGAUCACCUCGGUGACUUGAUGACGGGCCACGGUAGGGACCGUGUGGACAUCCGCUACGAUGAGGAGACCGGCGUAGAACUCACUGGUUGCUCCUCUCACGUGCUGCAAAGUGCGCAGGAGUUCAUGCGGUUCUACCAAACCGGCAAUGAGCGCCGUGUCGUGACGGCAACCGCCAUGAACCCAGAGUCCAGCCGUGGACACACGGCGCUCAUUGUGCGCAUCAUCUCUGAGGGCGUCAAUGAUCCCCUGGCGAGAAAGAUAAGGGGCAAGAUUACGUUCAUUGACUUAGCUGGGUAUGAGCGAUUUAGCAAGACGGGCAUCACACAUGAAAAUCCAAUCAUGAAGGACGAGGCGAAGUGCAUCAAUGCAUCACUGCUUUCCCUCAGCCAUGUCGUCUCGGCUCUGUCGUCAGGCGUCCGUCACAUCCCAUGGCGUAAUUCAAAGCUCACACGUAUUUUGCAGGACUCCGUUGGUGGCAGGAGCCGCACUUCUAUUAUUCUCACCGUUGGGCCGAGCAGUGAUCACCUCCAUGCGACGACCAACUCGCUGCAAUUUGGCUUGCGAGCUAUGGCUGUGAAGGUUUCCGCGAAACAGUAUGUAUCUGUGGAUUACGAAGAACUGGCUCGCAAGCUACAGUCACUGUUGAAUGAGAGAGAUGAGAAGAUCAACCUGCUCGAGCUACAGAUCGCUAGUCGGAGUGCUGAACAAAAGGAGUUAGUGGAGCGGUACGAAGAACAUCGUGCAGAUCUCAACAAGCGAUUUGAGAGCGACAUGGCACAUUUAAAAGAGGUUGGGGCGUCUGAGGAACAGAUGCAGAAGCUGCGCGAAGUAUACCGAGCGGAGGAGGAUAAUCUACAGGAGCAGCAGAAUGAGGAAAUUCAGUAUCAGGAAGAAGCACGCUCAAAGGAGAUCAUGAAACUCAUUCAUGAACAGGAACAUCAGGAAGGGCGGCGCCGAGCAGAGAUGAAGUUAGCACAGGAGCGAAUUAUUGACGAAUUUCAAGGUAAACUGGACAAGGCUCGUGAAGGUACAAAUGAUGACCUCAUCAAUGCAUUACAACAAUUGUCUGUGAAGGACUCCAUCCUGGCGAGUCGUGCUAAUGACACCGCUAGGCUGCACGAGCACAUUGAAGUACUCACGGAACAGAUUAAGGAGUUGGGCGGCGUGCCUGUUCAGGAAGCCAAUUUCCCAGAGACCUUCCUUGACGUUGGUCAGGUGGAAGAAAUUCAGAGGCAGUUGGAGGCGGAGGUGGAAAGGCAGCGCUCCAAGGUGGUGGAAUUGCGUGCGCAGAUUGAUCGGCUUUCCCUUACAUGCAGCGAGCGCGUUGAGGAAAUUAACAAGCUACGUGAUGAGAAUGUAGAGCUGCGCUUUCACCUUCAGAAGAGCGGUGUGGAGCUAGGUGAAUCGGACGAAUUGACAGAGUUCCUCCGUGAGAAGCGCGCCAUGAUGGUUGACGGCACCAAGAUGGAGACACUUCGUGUGACAAUGCAGGCUGACUUGGAUGAGCUGAAGGCGCGCAACGAGGAGCUGGUUCGGGAGUUAGAACGCCUCAAGACGGAACGUUCGCAGCAUUCCUUGCCACUCACCGCACGCAUUCGGGGCACGGCGCGUGGCGUCCCUCCUCUCUACCCGCAGCCUGGCACAGGGCGUUGUGUGGGCGCGUCCCGGCACUUUUUUCUCACUGGCGAAGAUUUGAGGUCGUCAUCGUACUCGUCACAGAGCGACACCGCACAGAAAAGUGUCAAACAGCUAUCCGACCAGUUGGCCUUCAGCCUGCAGGAGAAAACUGCUCUGCAGGAGCGUGUGCGGUCGCUAGAGUCAAUGAUGGCGUCGCACGGGCUGGCGGCGCCGCAGCCGUACGUGCCGCCAAUCAAGUUGGAACUACCCGGCAUGGUGCCGGCUAUGUCCAACGACCACAAAGCUGAGGUGUCGCCAGACACCGACGUUGGUGUGCUGCUAAAGGUGAAAGACGACGAGAUUGAGACACUUCUGGAGACAAUUGAGAGGCAGGAGUACUUGUUGGCGACCGCAAGGUCUAAUGAUGAGUUUCAUCAACAGGUGAUUAGUGAACUUCAUCAAGUGAUUUCGGCAGCAGAACUGGUUCCGCCGGAGCACAGGAGCGCCCCCCCGCCGGUGGAAUCCAUUGCAAUGGAUGAGUACAUGAAUAUACUACGAGUAGUGCGUGACGGGGAACGGAAGGUGGCUUCUCUCUUGGCGGAGCGUGAUGGCAACGACCCAGUAGAUGUAGAGUUGAUCCUUGAGGAGAAAGACAAGGAACUCCAGCUCAAGGAAGAGUUGGUCAUUGAGAAGGCCUCCAAGGCACAGUAUGUGGCAAGACUGUGUAUCCGUCUCAAGAAUCAGAUGGAACGUCUGGACAUCGUUCCAUGUUGCCAGCUCCCAGAAUCGUACCGUGAGUUGAUUGGGCGUGAAGAAUGCGAGCUGGAGGAUCAGAUCGAGUCGCAGCGUGAUUUGGAAGGACGGCUGCACGCCCAGGAGAUGGAUAGACUGCGCAUGGAAAAGAUGCUUCGCACUUUGAACGAAGAGCGUGAAAGGGAAGCCGUCGUUAUCCGUUCAGCAAACGCGCGGUGCAAGGAGGCGGAGCAGAAAGAAAUGUAUGCUAGGGCCGAGCUGGUGCGACUGUCACAGCAGAAAAGCCAGAAGGAGGUGACGCUUGAGGAUGCAUUACGCAAGGCUACACGGGAGCUCAUGGACAAUCAGGCCAGGCUGGCAAAAUUGGAUGAAAUAGAAAAGGGCGGAUUCCUCAAGUUGCUCUUUCGAUUCCACAGAUCUUAG